Beta vulgaris subsp. vulgaris (sugar beet) is the source of this 1543-nucleotide messenger RNA. RefSeq names its product probable aspartic proteinase GIP2. The transcript has a single exon. The record is from RefSeq and is a predicted model, not a curated record. Gene Ontology annotation, biological process: proteolysis. Bases 43 to 1377 code for a protein of 444 amino acids. NCBI's taxonomy places the organism in Eukaryota, Viridiplantae, Streptophyta, Magnoliopsida, Caryophyllales, Amaranthaceae. Gene Ontology annotation, molecular function: aspartic-type endopeptidase activity.
CUCCUCCAAUAUUAUUCAUCAAUCUCAAUUCUCAACCACAUAAUGGCUUCCCACCACUUCACUUUACUCCUUAUUUUCACUACUAUCCUCCUAUCUUCCCAACUCUCUAAAGCAACAACUCCAUCUUAUCUUCUCCCAAUUGUCAAAGACUCUGCAAGACUUCAAUAUUACACUUCAUUUCUCUUAGGAACCCCUGCAUUUCGCGUCUCUUUAUCCAUUGAUCUAUCCAACCCUUGGUCUUGGUUCACUUGCAAUUUAGUCGGCAACAACGAAACCUUCUACCAACCAUACCCAAAUAGUUCUAGUUACCGCCCCAUCAUCUGCUCCAACUCAACAUGUCACCCGUAUGAUAGCCACUUUUGCGCCGAAUGCGAUUUCGAAGCUUGUGGAUCCAACAAGGCCAAUCUGUGCGGUGGAUCAUUGUAUAGCCCUUACGCCUACACCAAGAAUCCCAAUGGUGCAUAUACAGUCUCUUACUUAGUUGUUGAUACUAUAAACAUCUAUAAAUCCACCAAUAACAUAUCCCCUGUAUCAACAUUAAAAGUAACACCAUUGUCUAACUUUCCUUUCACUUGUGGUUGGACUUCAGACCUUAAGGGCUUAUCUCGAUAUACCAAAGGUAUAUUAAGUUUGGCUAGGAAGGAUUCUUCUUUACCUGGCUUAAUAGCUAAAACUUACAAUGUACAUCACAUAUUUGCACUUUGUUUGCCUUCCUCUCGGAUUAAUGGUGCUGUCUAUUUUGGUGGCGGACCUUAUUUUGUACCAUCCACUUCUUUCGUUACGACUUCCCUUGUCGUAAACCCGGUCGACAUUGGUGUGACAAUUGACAAAGGUGCAUCAUCCGUUGAGUACUUUAUCAAUGUAAAGUCCAUCCUAGUUGAUCGUACGCCAUUAAAAAUUAGCUCGACUUUACUUUCCAUCAAUAAAAACGGUCUAGGGGGAACGAAACUUAGCACUAUCGACGGCUACACCGUGCUACAUACUAAUAUAUACAACGCCCUUGUUGCGGAGUUCACUAGCAAGGCGGCUGCGAUGAACAUUACUAAGGUGGCGCCUGUGGGUUCAUUUGGUGCAUGUUAUAGCUCGAAAAAUAUCGUUGGUACAAAAACCGGGCCUAAAGUGCCUAUGAUUGAUUUAGUUUUAGAAGGGAAUAGUGUAUGGAGGAUUUAUGGUGCGAAUUCAAUGAUAAAAGUAUCAAAUGAUGUGAGAUGUCUUGCAUUUAUAGAUGGAGGUUCAGCAGUUAAGACAUCAGUUGUGAUAGGUGGGAAGCAGAUGGAAGAUAAUUUGGUAGAGUUUGAUUUGGAGUCCUCUAAGUUAAGGGUUACCUCUUCUCUGCUUAACUUUGGUACGAGUUGCUCACAGUUGAAGGGAGUGUAAAUUUUCUAAUGGGUUUAUUAGUAGAUAUUUAAGUUUGGUCCUUGUUUGAUAAUCUAGCAGUCAAUGCAGAUAGUGCUAGAAAAUGUUAUAUGUUUGACUUGAUUAGUAUAUUGAUAAUGCUACUUUAUUUAAACAUGAUUAAUAAAAGUCAUCUUUUCUUUGAUUA